GAUAAAUAUACAAUUUGCCUUUAUUUUUCCACACACACCAGAAUCUACAAAAUUGCCCGUACUGGUAAUCAAAACUGUAAAUCGAUCGAGCAAAUGAUAGGAGCUGGGAAAAUGAAGCAGUACACUAAUGUUCUUGAUCGACCCCUCAGCAAAGGCAAACAAGAGGUUAGUCUGAGUGGGUUUGCAUUCUUGUUCUCGGAGCUCGUUCAGUAUAAUCAGACUCAGGUAGACAACAUAGCAGAAUUGGAAAGAAGGUUAGAGGAUGCAGGCUAUGCUGUUGGGACCCGGAUUCUGGAACUUCUUUGUCAUAGGGAGAAGGGUAACAGAAGGGAGACACGACUCUUGGGAAUUUUGUCCUUUGUGCAUAGCACAGUAUGGAAGGUCUUGUUUGGAAAGGUAGCAGACUCACUUGAAAAAGGAACUGAGCAUGAAGAUGAAUACAUGAUCAGUGAAAAAGAACUCCUAGUCAACAGAUUUAUUUCAAUACCUAAAGAUAUGGGUGCCUUCAACUGCGGAGCAUUUGUUGCUGGAAUAGUGAGGGGAGUCCUGGAUAAUGCAGGUUUUCCAGCUGUAGUAAGUGCACAUUUUGUACCUGUGGAAGGGCAGCAACGACCUAGAACAACCAUUUUGAUAAAAUUUGCUGAAGAGGUACUACAAAGAGAAGCAAGACUAGGUUGAUACCUGCUCUGACUUUUCCCCGUAUCCAAUUUGCCUAAUCUGCAAUCACAAGGUUCCUGAAUGACAGAGUUUUCUGGUGAAACAAAUAGGAUGUUUUCAUGUAAUACCUGUUGAGGUAGCAAUUUGUGUUCUAUCCAAAGGCUUGAUAAUACUUUGUGCGCAUUUGAACUGCUGAUCAAGAAGUAUACUUUCAACACAUUGAAAAUGUUGUAAUGUGAGAUGGGGACUGGUGGAAAAUUAUAUUAUUUUGUGAGCUGGUAGAGAAUUUACCUGGUGUAUAGGAUGUUAAAUUUGACCUAUGCAAAUUCAGUGCAGGAAUUCUGUGCAUCAUUGAAAUUUGUUUUCAUCCUUUCGUGUGAU
This is a messenger RNA of Olea europaea var. sylvestris, 1038 nucleotides long. Its product is annotated as trafficking protein particle complex subunit 5. NCBI's taxonomy places the organism in Eukaryota, Viridiplantae, Streptophyta, Magnoliopsida, Lamiales, Oleaceae. Bases 94 to 678 code for a protein of 194 amino acids. The record is from RefSeq and is a predicted model, not a curated record. The transcript is spliced from 8 exons. Gene Ontology annotation, biological process: endoplasmic reticulum to Golgi vesicle-mediated transport. Gene Ontology annotation, cellular component: TRAPPI protein complex; TRAPPII protein complex; TRAPPIII protein complex.